AUGUUCAUGCAUUUGGAGGUCUUUUACUGUAUCUUAAUUUUGAUGUCUCACAUGACAACGUCUUGCUGCAGCUGGUCAGUGAAUAAUUUCCUUAUGACUGGACCUAAGGUGUACCUGAUUUACUCCAGCAGCGUAGCGGCCGGGGCUCAGAGCGGCAUCGAGGAGUGUAAGUAUCAGUUUGCCUGGGACCGAUGGAACUGCCCUGAGAGAGCCCUGCAGCUGUCCACACACAGAAGCCUCCGCAGCGCGAACAGGGAGACAGCAUUUGUCCAUGCCAUCAGUUCAGCAGGGGUCAUGUACACUCUGACGAGGAACUGCAGUCUGGGGGACUUUGACAACUGUGCCUGUGAUGACACCAGGAACGGACAAAGGGGGGGUACAGGCUGGCAGUGGGGGGGCUGCAGUGACAACGUGGGGUUUGGUGAGGCCAUCUCCAAGCAGUUUGUUGACACGCUGGAGACAGGCCAGGAUGCACGGGCCGCCAUGAACCUCCACAACAACGAGGCUGGACGCAAGGCAGUGAAAGGGACUAUGCACAAGACGUGUAAGUGCCAUGGCGUCUCUGGGUCCUGCGCCACACAGACCUGCUGGUUACAGCUCACAGAUUUCAGGGAAGUGGGAAACUAUCUGAAGGAGAAGUACCACCGAGCACUGAAGGUGGACCUGCUCCGGGGGGCCGGGAACAGUGCAGCCAGUCGAAGUGCCAUUGCUGAGACCUUCAGCUCCAUCUCUCGUAAAGAACUGGUCCACUUAGAGGACUCCCCAGACUACUGCCUGGAGAACCGUACCCUGGGCCUGCCCGGCACAGAGGGCAGAGAGUGCCUGAAGAAGGGCAAGAGCCUAAAUAAGUGGGAGAAGCGUAGCUGCAAGAGGCUGUGCGGGCAGUGUGGUUUAGCUGUGGAGGAGAGGAAGGCGGAGCUGGUGUCGAGUUGCAAUUGCAAGUUCCACUGGUGCUGCGCGGUAAAAUGCGAGCAGUGCCGCAAGACAGUGACCAAGUACUUCUGCGUGAAGAAUGGGGGGCAGAGGGGGAAGAACGAGAGCGGCGGCAGCCGUAGGAAGAACCUGAGGCUGAAGAAGAAGCACUGAGCGGCAUCCAUCUUCCUCACCAUCAUCAUCAUCAUCACUGCCACACGCCAUGCCUUCUCACAAGCUGAUUUUCACAGACCUCUGUGCACCGAAACUGUGCCCCUCUCAA
Molecule: messenger RNA, 1195 nt
Organism: Salvelinus namaycush (lake trout)
Lineage: Eukaryota; Metazoa; Chordata; Actinopteri; Salmoniformes; Salmonidae
Product: protein Wnt-8b-like
Exons: 7
Coding region: 1-1086 (361 amino acids)
Biological process (GO): multicellular organism development; cell fate commitment; neuron differentiation
Cellular component (GO): extracellular region
Molecular function (GO): cytokine activity; frizzled binding
Source: RefSeq, a predicted model, not a curated record